AUGGACAUGACGCCGAGCUGCCACCGUGUUCUGCCGGGCAUGGUGGAUCAUGCAACACGUGUCACCGACGGCAAGGUUGCAGUGCUCUUUGAGGGAGGAAUCUGGGACAUGCUCAUCACCUUCAAUCUCGACGAGCUCGAGGGUAGGGAGAAGGGGGCGCCCAUGGUGAACCCCAAGUCUGUGGUGCUAGAGGAUCUUGUCGCGCAGCUUGAGGAGGACGAUGAUGAUAAGGAGGACGAAGUGGCCAAGAAGGAGAAGGAACCUGAGGGAGCCGCAGCGGCGGCAUGA
This is a messenger RNA of Miscanthus lutarioriparius, 288 nucleotides long. The record is from the annotation of a GenBank genome assembly. Lineage: Eukaryota; Viridiplantae; Streptophyta; Magnoliopsida; Poales; Poaceae.